UGGGGCUUUCAAGUCUUCUUCCUGUGCUGAGCUCAUAGGUGGGAGAACUAUACAUGUACACAAUGCAUAACCGCAGAGCUUCACAGUUUAGUAGCCUAUAGGAAAUAGUCCUCCUCACAUGAUUCAACAUUAGGGUGAUAUGCUAGAGCAGGUCAUGUGGAUCAAUACAUAAGUAAAACCAUGAAGACCAGCUGGUAUUUCAUUUGGAUAUUCAUUCUCACCCUGAUGAUCAGCACUGAACUGUCUCUCCAGCCCGUCAGGAGGUGAUGUACAUAAAGGGCUCAGAGGGGCAGUCAGUGGAUCUCUCCUGUACACCUCAGCAGACAGGUGGAGCCCCUGUCAGUCUCUACCUGACCCACAGGUGUGUCCGGCCUGAGAGGGAGGUGCUGUUCAUGGCCAAGGACCGGAGUCCCGGGACGGUGAGGGUUAACCGGCUGUACAAAGAUCGUCUGAAGGUCACAGGCGGAUUGAACUCUGACCUGCUCAACGUGACCAUAGCCCAUCUACAGCGCACAGACACAGGCCUGUACAUCUGUGAGUUUGUCUACACAGCUGACCCCUCUGACCGAACAGGCUCCGGCAGUCUGGAAUACUUCCUGUUUGUUGAAGGGACAGAGAGUGUGUGUCAGUGCUCCAGCUACCCCCCACUGAUCUACACCAUCUCUGCAGCAGCUGGCCUGCUUCUCCUCGUCCUCAUCUGCCUGUGUGCAGUAGAGUGUGCUAAGCUGAGAAAACGUCAUAAAACACAAGCCCCCGUCCCCAUCUAUGAGGAAAUGAACAGUGGGUGUCGAGGAGCUGGAAGUGCCCAAAAUAACCAUCCCGUGCCUACACACCUGGAGGAAACAGAGUCCCCUGUGUACGCCAACCCCCAGGCCAGACAAGCACAGGAGAACCACUACGCCAGCCCCCGACAGAUCACUCUGAAGCCCUGAGUGAACCACAGAGGGUGGUGUCAUGCCCCCCUAAUGUUUUUUAAAGGGGGAGUGGAUGGCAGAAAUAACAGUACGAGUUCCAGAUGUAGAUAUACAUGUUCUAACCCACUCUGACAGGUGGUGGGAAAGAGUUUGACUGUCAUCAUUGCUUUUUCAAGUGUGCAAGAUCGUAAACUAUUGGUCCCACCUCACCUCUCUUUUCUACAGUGUCAAGGAGUCGCCCACCUACAGGAUGAGAAUGGAAAAGACAGAGCUAGUACAUAGGUCACUGUGCCUGUAUAGGUGUACUAGUGGUGAUGCCCUCAGAACAGGAUCUAAUAGGGAAAACUCCAAUCUGCAAACUAAUUGACAAACACCAACAUCAAGAACUGACCACAACACCCUUUAACAGACCAGAAAAAAACUGCAAUUUUAUUAAUAGAUGAAAGAAGCUCCAUAGUUCAUGAAAACAUUGUUUUCGGUGCAUGUCAUUUAACAAUCACAUUCUAUGAGGAGAAAGAGAUACAUUGAGAAAAUAAAUCAUUACAAGCCAA
Messenger RNA from Oncorhynchus nerka (sockeye salmon), 1465 nucleotides. RefSeq lists its product as uncharacterized. Gene Ontology annotation, cellular component: membrane. The record is from RefSeq and is a predicted model, not a curated record. Bases 267 to 932 code for a protein of 221 amino acids. Gene Ontology annotation, biological process: adaptive immune response. The transcript is spliced from 4 exons. Gene Ontology annotation, molecular function: signaling receptor activity. Lineage: Eukaryota; Metazoa; Chordata; Actinopteri; Salmoniformes; Salmonidae.